Molecule: messenger RNA, 2504 nt
Organism: Monodelphis domestica (gray short-tailed opossum)
Lineage: Eukaryota; Metazoa; Chordata; Mammalia; Didelphimorphia; Didelphidae
Gene: SLC16A12
Product: solute carrier family 16 member 12
Biological process (GO): creatine transmembrane transport
Molecular function (GO): transmembrane transporter activity
Source: RefSeq, a predicted model, not a curated record
AGUUCCUUUAGAUCUGAAUACUUUCUCCUCUCUUCUGUCAAAGCCAAACUUCAGAGCUCCUUCGAGCCCCCAAACCACCCCACCCCCUACCCAACAGAAAAGUGUCUGGAGUUCCGAGAGCAAUGUGUAAUUCGAUCUCUAGGGACCGAGGAUCCAGGAUUUCUCAGGGACUCCGCUGCCAAUGGCCAGAGCUCAACUGUAGGCAGCUGCAGCUGCGGCCCCACUUUUCGGCCGAGGACUCCCGGUGUAGCGGCUCCCACUCCCCCCUCGCCCGCCCCUUCCCCUCCCUCCCCAACCCCCUCCCCCUUUCCUUGGAAGCGCUGAGUAAGCCCGUGGCCCCAGAGGGUAGGGACGAGGCGCUGCGGGAGCCGAGCUGGUGGCAUGUCCGAGUCCAGCUACAAGUGCCCCGAAGCUGCAACCGCCCCUGCGAGGUGAGGGAGCCCCAAGGCUGGGCCGGGGUGGGAGCUGAGUUUCCUCCUAGAAGAGGUUGGAGCGCUGGAAGAUGCAUUUAGAUGGGGAUGGGGGGUGAUGGUGGCCGGUUGACAGAGGAGUCUUAGGGAUCAAGUUCCCAGGUGGGAACUAGCCGAUGGGAGAUUUUUAACUUGGUGAUCCGAGAAAAGUGAAUCCAACUUCUCCUUCACUUCCUCCCCCAAGAAGGCAUCAGACCCCGACCCUGCUGCUCCUCUGCUGAGAGGAGGAAGGGGAGAGACUUUCAAAGCCUAGGUGAUCAGAUGGCCAGUGACCAGUGUGCCAGGUAGCAUUCCAUGCCACCCUUGAAUGCCAACAGGAAUUCAUUGGGACAGCGAAUCAUCUUUGAAACUACAACUGAGUUGUUUGGAGUAACUUGGCAAAGGAUAGAAGUCAUCAGUCCUAAAUAUGGCAGCACCAAAGAGAACUUUGUACAUUUCCCCACCUGAUGGAGGGUGGGGUUGGAUGAUUGUGGCUGGCUGUUUCCUUGUCACCAUCUGCACCAGGGCAGUCACAAGAUGUAUCUCCAUUUUUUUUGUGGAGUUCCAGACAUAUUUUGCUCAGGAUUAUGCACAAACAGCAUGGAUCCAUUCCAUUGUAGACUGUGUCACCAUGCUUUGUGCUCCACUUGGGAGUGUUGUCAGUAACCAUUUAUCCUGUCAAGUGGGAAUCAUGCUGGGUGGCUUGCUUGCCUCUACUGGUCUCAUCCUGAGUUCAUUUGCCACCAGCCUGAAGCACCUCUACCUCACUCUUGGAGUUCUUACAGGUCUUGGAUUUGCACUUUGCUAUUCUCCAGCCAUAGCCAUGGUGGGCAAGUAUUUUAACAAAAGGAGAGCCCUUGCCUAUGGCAUAGCUAUGUCAGGCAGUGGAAUUGGGACCUUUAUUUUGGCCCCUGUGGUUCAGCUUCUGAUCGAGCAGUUCUCCUGGCGUGGGGCAUUACUCAUUCUUGGAGGCUUUGUUUUGAACCUCUGUGUUUGUGGUGCCUUGAUGCGACCCAUCACCCUGAAGGAAGACCACAAAAAGCCUCCUGAACAGGACUCUUCCUCCAAAACACCGAAAGGGGACUUACUGCCUUUGUCGCUCUGUUCACCUUUACUGGAAGAAUGUACUCAGCCCUGUUUGUGCUGCUCCCUGAAGCAAGAAUACCACUUCUUACUCAAAGCUGACUUUGUGGUGUUUGCCACAUCCAUCUUGUUCAUGGCUUAUGGCUGCAGCCCUCUCUUUGUGUACCUGGUGCCUUAUGCUCUGAGUGUUGGAGUGAGUCAUCAGCAAGCUGCAUUUCUCAUGUCCAUACUUGGCGUGAUUAACAUUGUUGGCAAUGUUACUUUUGGAUGGCUGACAGAUAGAAGGUGCCUGAAGAACUCCCGAUACAUUUGCUACCUCUUUGCUGUGGGAUUAGAUGGUCUCUGUUACCUCUUCCUUCCAAUGCUCCAAAGUUUCCCCCUGCUCAUGCCUUUUUCUUGUACCUUUGGCUACUUUGAUGGUGCCUAUGUGACCCUGAUCCCUGUAGUAACUGCCGAAGUGGUGGGGACCACCUCCUUGUCAUCAGCUCUUGGUGUGGUGUACUUCCUCCAUGCAGUCCCAUACCUAGUGAGCCCACCCAUUGCAGGAUGGCUGGUCGAUACCACUGGAAGCUACACUGCAGCUUUUCUUCUCUGUGGAUUUUCAAUGAUCUUCAGUUCUAUAUUACUUAGCUUUGCUAGACUUAUAAAAAAGAUGAAAACAUCCCAUUUACAAUCUCUUGACAAAGAGCCUGGCCCCAAACUGCAGCUUUGGCCUAAUGGAACAGUAGCUUAUUCCGUAGCAGGAGAAGUAGACCAAAAGGAUGGGGACUUGAUGACCACUGGAGGACCAAGUUACAACACAUGACCAAUACACAUGAAGCCUGGAACCAUUCAGAGGUGUGAGAACUGGGGCCAUAGUGUAGAUUCAUUCUCUUCCUGAAUCACAAUCUCUCAAGUGAAUGAUUAUCUGUUAUAUUUUUAUAGGGGAAAAGAUAAUGGAUAUAAAAAGGCAAAUGAUAAAGGAAAACUGGA